GCUACGUCGAUCUGCCCAGCUCAAUAUGCGCCUCGUUGUUUACCUCCGCCCGAGGCAGAAAAUCAGAAUUGGAAACUGUGGAAGCUAAGAUCUGCUCUGUAUCUACUAUAGUUAUAAUCAACUUAUGGUGUCGAUGAAAGAGUUCACGCGGGCUUCACGAUUCACGAAUCACUUCGCCUAGUUAUUCCCUCCCCUACGCGAUGUUUUUGCGAAACAUGUGUAUAAGACAGCUUUGCGCCAUAGGCCCAAUCAUAUUCGGGAGCCUAUGUGCUGCGUCUCGGGGUCAAAUUCCUGCAGUUGUCGGGCAAUGUCCCCUGGAUAUUCCAGUUGCAUUACAAUCCCAGUACCAGCUCGAAUGUCCGCAACCGGUUGACGGCGAUACAGCUCGCCAACCCAUUGAUUGGUCGCCCUGGACACACCUACCGCAAUGCAUAUAUGCAGAGGGGCCGACUGCGACCAAGUAUUGUGUUUUUACCAAUUCCCGGCAUGGGAAUGGAGGUAUUAGCAUGAUUACUACACCCGAAACUGCCGCAGACAGUAUCGAGAUAUUGAAUGACUCAGGCUAUACUCAUACAAAGUCCUUUGCUGACAGCGACACCGACGCGGCGUUCGAGGUCAUCGACAUCCCCGGGAAAGGGAAGGGGGUAAUUGCGAGACGCCGCAUCAACCGCGCCGAAGCAAUUAUGGCAGACUGGGCUUCGAUGAUCGUGGACCUGAACUUCCCAACUUCUGUGAAGCGAAUACGGGGGUAUCGGCUCCUCCAUUUAGCAGCUGACCAGCUGUCGGACCCGGACCUUGUCCUCCAGUUGGCUCGUAGCAGUUCCUUCUCGGCCGACAUCGUAGAGGAUGUACUCCGAACCAACGCCUUCUCCUACACCCUGGCCGGUGAUUCACACAUGGCGCUCUACCCCAAGGUCUCUAGGAUCAACCAUGCGUGCCACCCAAACGCAUUCAUAAGAUUUACGCCAUCGAGCUUGGCCGUCAGCAUUGUUGCCCUGAGAGAUAUCGAGCCGGGAGAGGAGAUAAAUAUCACAUAUGUACCUCUAGGAAAGACGCGCGAAGAAAGACAGACAGGAUUACAAAAAUGGGGGUUUAACUGCACAUGCUCGCUCUGUACAGCAUCUAAAGCCGAAAUUGCCGCGUCCGAUUAUCGUAGAUCGAAGAUUAGAGAUAUCCGUCAAGAAGUCAUGAAAGCGGUCGAAGCUUGGGACGGAACCAAGGCUGUCAAGCUUACACACGAAGUACUUGAACUGAUGCGCGCAGAAGACCUCGCACCGCUUUAUGCCAGCCAGUACGAGAUAAUGGCGAGGCUAUAUUGGAAAGCAAGGGAUAAAAAGACAGGAACCGAGUAUGCAAAAAAAUCGAUAGAUACGUUAGUGGACCAGGGAUACCUGGACGAUAACCCAGCUGCGCUAACAGCGUUGUUGAAGGCCUUCGAUGGGUGAGUACUAGGUCGGUCUUGAGAACAUUAAAAUAGGGGGCGGGGUUGGGAGAUGGAUGUCUACAUAUCUAAUUGAAGAGGUUCG
This is a messenger RNA of Annulohypoxylon maeteangense, 1526 nucleotides long. Its product is annotated as SET domain-containing protein. The record is from RefSeq and is a predicted model, not a curated record. Lineage: Eukaryota; Fungi; Ascomycota; Sordariomycetes; Xylariales; Hypoxylaceae. The coding region runs from base 201 to 1445 and encodes 414 amino acids. The transcript has 4 exons. Gene Ontology annotation, molecular function: protein binding.